This is a messenger RNA of Candoia aspera, 1912 nucleotides long. RefSeq names its product LRP2 binding protein (gene LRP2BP). The transcript has 9 exons. Bases 107 to 1147 code for a protein of 346 amino acids. NCBI's taxonomy places the organism in Eukaryota, Metazoa, Chordata, Lepidosauria, Squamata, Candoiidae. Gene Ontology annotation, molecular function: protein binding. The record is from RefSeq and is a predicted model, not a curated record.
UUUGUUCCAGUGAUACAUAAUUAAAAGCAUCUGACUACACUGGGAAGAGCCUUGAGCCCCUGGAAGAGAGUUUUUGUUACAGACAGGAAUAAUGUGAAAGAGAAAAAUGAAGCUGACCAGUGAACCUCUGCCUCAUGUAUAUAACAAUGAGACCAUUCUCCAGUCCAUUUCAAAGUACUGCAAUAGUGAAUUGGAUGGUUUAAAAUGGCUAUCCAAUGAAGAAACUUACAGUCAUGGUUUUCUGCUUGCAAAGGCUGAAGAACAUCUGGAAAAGCGGAUCAAAGAUGGAGACCCUCUGGCAUAUUUUCUAAAAGGGCAACUUUAUUUUGAGGAGGGAUGGUAUGAAGAUGCAUUGUUACAAUUUGAACAAAACACAGAUUUUCAGUCCAUAUAUCAGUUGGGUGUAAUGUAUUACGAUGGAUUGGGAACACCACCAAAUCCUAAGAAAGGAGUUGAAUAUAUGAAGAAGAUUCUCAACUCUGACUCCCCUAAAGCAAGACAUUUAAAAUUUGCUGCUGCCUACAACCUUGGCCGAGCUUAUUAUGAAGGACAUGGGACUGAGAUUUCUGAAAAAGAAGCUGAAAGAUUAUGGUUUAUUGCUGCAGACCAUGGGAACCCAAAAGCAAGUGUAAAGGCUCAGAGUACACUUGGAAUGUUGUAUUCAGCACGACAUCCUAAGGAUCUUAAAAAGGCAUUCUUUUGGCAUUCAGAAGCUUGUGGGAAUGGAAGCUUGGAAUCUCAAGGCAUCCUUGGGCUUAUGUAUCUUUAUGGACAUGGUGUACGUCAGAACUUGAAGGCUGCUUUGGAGUGCCUCAAUCAGGCAUCAGAUCGAGGGAAUGUCUAUGCUAAAGGCCAUUUGGUGGAAUAUUACUACAGAAGAAAAUUUUUUACAAAAGCGGCCGAAUUUGCCAAAAGAAUAACAGAAAAUGACAAUGUUGAAAAGAUAGCAAAGGAAACAGAUUGCCUUCCUUUUUACGUAAGCAGAGGACUUGCAACGGCUUCUUUCUACUUGGCCAGAUGUCUCCAGCUUGGCCUAGGAAUCCAACAAGAUUUAGCAGCAGCUAAAAAAUACUAUUCUAAGGCAUGUAGACUGGAUCCUGCUUUAGCUGCUGAUCUUGAGCUGACUGCUAAUCAUGGGAGAAUUUAAGAGUAUUAUUUUGCUGAAUCUGAGGAACACUUUUCAUUCAGCUUUUGAUUAAUCAUGAUUAAUGUGAGCAAACUUCAUAUAUCUCCCUUAUCCUUCAUUUAGAGUGAAGCAUAUGGAUUUCCUUCAGUAAAGUUAUAACCAUUAUGUUUGGUCAAAUUCUAUUACUUUUCUAAAUUUAUUCUUUCAUUCUGUUAACAUAAUAAAAGUUGAGACCUGAUGAUCACUGAGUACAUUUCUGAAGGCAUUUGCAAUCACCAGUCCUCGGUUAAGACUGUGUGCCAUGUCAGUACUCUGCCUUAAACAUUAUUUCUUCUGAUCCUCUCUCCUUAAAAGGAGAGGAAAAUUCAAGACUUUGUUGCUGUUCUGGAGAAAGGCUGGCUAGCCUCUCAGAGGAAAAAGGAAAUCUCUAGUCCUUGCCUUAAAUACAAAUUCUGCUUUAAUCAUGAGUGGCAAAGCAGGUUUAGGGAAUGCAAUUCUCUUGGACUUCUCAAAAUUGAUUUCAAAUAGGGUAAUUUCUAUACAGUAUGAGAUAAGGGAUAAAGAGAAAGCAUGAAUUCUUUAAAGAAAACAAACCAAAUAUUCAUUAACCUACACCAGCUCCUUUUAUACAUUGGUAAAGAUAAAAAUCACCAUAGCUAGUCCUGCACAGGACAUCUUCAGAUGCUGAAGAUGACAAAAGAAAUACAGAAAACCUAUUCUUUACUUACAAUGUUCUGUCAGGUUGAACACAAACAACAGGAAAAUGUGGUCAAUCUAUUAGGUAAC